This is a messenger RNA of Aureobasidium subglaciale EXF-2481, 887 nucleotides long. RefSeq lists its product as uncharacterized. Lineage: Eukaryota; Fungi; Ascomycota; Dothideomycetes; Dothideales; Saccotheciaceae. The transcript has 3 exons. The coding region runs from base 161 to 766 and encodes 201 amino acids. The record is from RefSeq and is a predicted model, not a curated record.
CUGUGUCGUAGGCCCAGUCCACGGACCUCGCAAGGUCAGAGUUUCCACUCACGAGACCAAGAGGAUUUUGGGCCCAUCGACGUGCGAAGAUGUAAGGGUGACUAACAACAAGAUGUGAAAGAAUGCUGCACACGGUGAACAGCAGGAGGAUGUCUCGUCAAUGUCUCGCCGUCAUACCAUGUCAACAAUGAUGAAGCAGCCCCUUCACGACAGACGUCGUUUGGGGAUUUUUAUCGCCUGGCGAUCAGACCCUAAGCAGGGUCAUCUCGCCUGCCUAGGAAGGAGUCUAAAGUGUGGAAUUAGCAGAUUGACGAGUUGGGGAGUUGAACUGUGGUUGUUAGAUGGUGCUGGGUAUCUGGAUGCGGUCAGCGAUUUGGAAAGCUUGAGGUGGUUGACGAUCACUAGACUAAGUGACUUUUUGGAUAAAAGGGCUUUGUUUGCGUCACUAAUAUGGUGUCCAGUCUUACCGGAGAGGAGAUUGGAGCCGGAGCGUUCGCCCCCUCCCCUCAAGUGUCUCGACAGCAAAGCACCCGAUGUUAAUACAGUCAUCCUGAAUGUCCCUAAGCGCUUCGGCGCAAACACUAACUCGCAAACCUACAAAGAUUACGCAAGAGCUGCCCCGCCGUGCUCUGCUGAGACAAACUGCGAUAGCACUUACCAAAGCGGCACACAUACUUCAGAGAGGCAAUCGGGAGUACGCACUACUGCGAGAAAGCACGAUCGACCACUCCUUUUGCCCUUCCGCGUUUUGCUAAUGCUUGAGUAGAAAGCUGUGUCUGAAGGAACACUCGCGGCUUUGUCUCGCCUCUCGCUUUCUUGUCGUAGCAAACUCACCGUCGACCAUGCUCCAUUGAAUCAUCGUUCUUUCGGGACUACGCUGCUUGCUU